Messenger RNA from Phyllopteryx taeniolatus (common seadragon), 1713 nucleotides. Its product is annotated as transmembrane protein 196. Bases 116 to 730 code for a protein of 204 amino acids. The record is from RefSeq and is a predicted model, not a curated record. The transcript has 4 exons. NCBI's taxonomy places the organism in Eukaryota, Metazoa, Chordata, Actinopteri, Syngnathiformes, Syngnathidae.
ACUCUCACUAUUACUUUUGAGCAACUUGUUUGGAUCCAGUCGUCUGUUUACGGAUGUAGAGCGCCGAGGGGCGGACUUCUCCUGCCGGAGGCGGCGGAGAGAUGCCCCGGGCGGGAUGUGCUCGACCCGCAAAAUUCUGUGGAGCCUUCUCCUCCUGUCGGUGGUGGAGGUGGGCCUGGGCGUGGCGAGCAUCGUGCUCGGAGCCGUGGGCAUCAUCUGGGUUCGGGGGCAGCACAAGCCGCAGCAAGGCGACGCUUCGCCGGUGUGGAGCGGACUCUGUUUUCUGCUUUGCGGGAUGUGUGGAGUGUUGUGUGCUCGAAAGAGGACCGGCCUUACUAUGAUUUUGUUCUCAGCGUGCUGCAUCUGUGGUCUGAUCGGCGGCAUCCUCAACUUCCAGUUUGUCCGUGCGCUCAGUAAACGACCAGAUUCCAUGCAAUCCAUCCACCUGGCUGCCAUGACUCUGGCCUGUCUGGGGAUUUCGUCGUGUACAUUAUCCACGUGGCUCACCUGUCGUCUGGCGAGCUCUGAGCAGCAGAGGAUGUUCUUGGAGAGGGAGCACUCCCUGCACCAUUCGCACGAGAUGACUGUGAAGGUAGCAAAAUAUGGCUUCCGGAUGCAUAGCUUGCCUAUUGAUAUAAUGCGGGCCUGUGUUCAACAGGAUGUCCUGGACAACUCCAGUAACGGUAUCCCUCAGAUCUCCUACAACGGGCACAGCAGUGCAUCACCAUGACGACAAGUUUAAUCAUUUGCUGUCAACAGCUAUAUAAAGCAUGGCUGUACUGCAGGCUGAAAAUGUCAUAACAUAUAACAAUAUCAAUCACAGGAGGUGCACAGAUACUGAUGUGAUUUUGUUUUUGUAAGUAUGAAUGGAGUUCAUCUGACCAAACCAAAGAGAAGGAUGAAUUGACAUUUUAGUAUCAAAUAUUUAAGUGACAUUAUCAAACCUUUAACUUAAUGAACAGAAUGGAUGGAGAUCUUUUGUUCUUAUAGUCCCUCAAAGGCAGUUAUUUCAGCCUUCAUCUCAAUGCGGGUUUACGGAGGCCAAUUGUGAGUGAGUAAAAUGUAAAAUGUUUCCAAUUUUAGAAUGCUAAAUGAAAAUACAGUAAGGCACACAAUACUGCUUGUACACUGGCCAAACCAUUAGUUACACCUGUCCAAUCUCAUGCUUAAUUGAACAACAUAGUUAUAAUUCUGACAGUAACUUGUGUAAAACUGUGCAUCAUUCUAAUAUGUUUUUUUUCCAAAUCAUCUCAAAUCAGAAUAUAAUGAGAACCAAUUUAUUUCAGUACUUCAAUUAAAAAGUGAAACUAAAAGAUUUAGACUCAAUACACAGUGAAAUAUUUCAUUAUAUAUAUAAAUUAGAUACAAAUUGGCCUUCUGAAAAGUAAUUUCCUGUUUGAGUCUAUAUAUGAUUUUCAACAUUUUAUUUGAGUUACUGAAAUAAAUGAACUUUUUUACUCUAUUUUAUUUGACUUAUAUGAUGCACCGGUAGCUAUUAUAACAAUCUCACAACAAAAUGAUAAUAUUAUUCUUAAUUAAAAACAUGUCUGGUAGUGUAAACAAGGACCUAUUAUCCCUUUGGGAAAAAUAUUGAUAGCUAUAUUUGAUAGCUAGAGUAUUGGAUCUAGAUAAGCUGUAUGGUCUAUAUCAGAAAUAAAGACAAUAGGUCAAACAUAUUUUUUUAUAAAUGCUUCUUAUCAAGUAAGUCAAUAA